Galeopterus variegatus (Sunda flying lemur) is the source of this 3805-nucleotide messenger RNA. RefSeq names its product cortactin binding protein 2 (gene CTTNBP2). Gene Ontology annotation, biological process: regulation of synapse organization. The transcript has 19 exons. Gene Ontology annotation, molecular function: protein binding. NCBI's taxonomy places the organism in Eukaryota, Metazoa, Chordata, Mammalia, Dermoptera, Cynocephalidae. Gene Ontology annotation, cellular component: glutamatergic synapse. Bases 24 to 2915 code for a protein of 963 amino acids. The record is from RefSeq and is a predicted model, not a curated record.
CACCCUCCCUAACCCCUUUGCUAAUGAGUGGUGGUCCUGCCCCCCUGGCUGGCAGGCCCACCCUUCUUCAGCAAGCUGCUGCCCAGGGAAAUGUCACUUUAUUAUCAAUGCUGCUUAAUGAAGAAGGACUGGACAUUAAUUACUCCUGUGAAGAUGGCCAUUCUGCCUUGUAUUCUGCUGCUAAGAAUGGACAUACAGACUGUGUGAGAUUGCUGCUGAAUGCAGAAGCCCAAGUCAAUGCUGCUGAUAAAAAUGGCUUCACACCCUUGUGUGCUGCAGCUGCUCAGGGACAUUUUGAGUGUGUAGAAUUAUUAAUUGCAUAUGAUGCUAAUAUUAAUCAUGCUGCUGAUGGAGGACAGACCCCUCUAUACCUGGCCUGUAAAAAUGGAAAUAAAGAAUGUAUUGAACUCUUGUUGGAAGCUGGAACUGACCGAAGUGUAAAAACCACAGAUGGCUGGACACCAGUUCAUGCAGCUGUGGACACUGGUAGUGUGGACAGCCUGAAGCUCCUUAUGUACCAUCGGGUACCCACUCAUGGAAACUCUGUGAAUGAAGAGGAGCCUGAGUCAGGCAUCUUUGACUUGGAUCGAGAAGAGAGUUCUGAAGGCACAUCCAAGCCUGUAGUUCCUGCAGACCUCAUUAACCAUGCCGACAGAGAAGGCUGGACUGCUGCCCACAUUGCUGCUUCAAAAGGUUUUAAGAACUGCCUAGAGAUCCUGUGUAGGCACGGAGGGCUCGAGCCUGAAAGGAGAGACAAGUGCAAUCGGACUGUGCACGACGUUGCGACUGAUGACUGCAAGCAUUUGCUGGAGAACCUGAAUGCUCUUAAAGUACCCUUAAGGAUUUCAGUGGGUGAAAUUCAACCAGGCAACUAUGGUUCUGAUGACUUUAAAUGUGAAAACACAAUAUGUACUUUAAAUAUCCGCAAACAGACAUCAUGGGAUGACUUUUCAAAAGCCGUGAGUCAAGCCCUGACAAAUCAUUUCCAAGCAAUCUCUUCUGAUGGAUGGUGGAGUCUGGAAGACGUGACAUUUAAUAACACCACUGACUCCAACAUCGGUCUCAGUGCAAGCAGUGUACGAUCCAUCACACUAGGAAAUAUGCCAUGGUCAGCUGGUCAGAGCUACAGCCAGUCCCCAUGGGACUUUAUGAAGAAAAAUAAGGCAGAGCAGAUCACUGUGCUUUUGUCAGGUCCUCAGGAAGGCUGCCUCAGUAGUGUGACUUACACAUCCAUGAUCCCUCUUCAGAUGCUGCAGAACUACCUCCGGCUGGUCGAGCAAUAUCAUAAUGUCAUUUUCCACGGCCCAGAAGGAAGCUUGCAAGACUACAUAGCACAUCAGCUUGCGCUCUGCAUGAAGCACAGACAAAUGGCUGCAGGAUUCACAUGUGAAAUAGUGAGAGCUGAAGUGGAUGCUGGUUUCUCCAAGGAACAGCUAGUAGACCUGUUCAUCAGUAAUGCUUGUCUGAUCCCAGUGAAGCAAUCUCCUGUUAAGAAGAAAAUCAUCAUCAUCUUAGAGAAUUUGGAAAAAUCUUCAUUGUCUGACUUAUUGGGAGACUUUUUGGCACCUCUUGAAAAUCGCAGCACCGAAAGCCCCUGUACUUUCCAAAAAGGAAAUGGAAUGUCCGAAUGUUAUUACUUUCAUGAGAACUGCUUUCUGAUGGGCACCAUUGCCAAGGCGUGUCUCCAGGGCUCCGACUUGCUGGUGCAGCAGCAUUUCCGCUGGGUUCAGCUGCGGUGGGAUGGGGAGCCCAUGCAAGGCCUGCUGCACAGGUUCUUAAGAAGAAAAGUUGUGAAUAAGUUCAGAGGUCAGGCGCCCUCACCCAGCGAUCCUGUGUGCAAGAUCGUCGACUGGGCUCUGUCCGUCUGGCGGCAGCUCAACUCCUGCCUGGCCCGCCUGGGCACACCUGAAGCACUUCUUGGGCCCAAGUAUUUCCUGUCUUGUCCCGUAGUCCUAGGACAUGCCCAAGCAACAGUGAAGUGGAUGUCUAAGCUGUGGAAUGCCGUCAUUGCACCCAGAGUUCAAGAAGCUAUAUUGUCAAGAGCCUCUGUGAAAAGACAGCCUGGCUUUGGGCAGACAACUGCUAAAAAACACCCAAGCCAAGGACAGCAGGCUGUGGUUAAAGCUGCUCUCAGCAUCUUGCUUAAUAAAGCUGUCCUGCAUGGCUGUCCCCUCCCCAGAGCAGAGUUAGACCAGUACACAGCCGAUUUCAAAGGAGGAAGUUUCCCCUUAUCCAUCGUUUCAAGUUACAACAGUUGUAGCAAGAAGAAGGGAGAGAGCAGUGCCUGGAGAAAGGUGAACACAAGUCCUCGCAAGAAGUCUGGCCGUUUCUCUUCUCCCACCUGGAAUAAGCCGGACCUGAGCAAUGAAGGUAUGAAAAACAAGACUAUAUCACAGCUGAAUUGUAACAAGAAUACAUCUCUGUCAAAACAAAAGUCUUUAGAGAAUGACCUGUCAUUGACAUUGGAUUUGGAUCAGAGACUCUCUCUGGGCUCGGAUGAUGAAGCAGAUCUUGUAAAGGAGCUUCAGAGCAUGUGCUCCAGCAAAUCUGAAUCUGACAUAAGCAAGAUUGCUGAUUCCAGGGAUGAUUUAAGAAGGUUUGAUAGUUCAGGAAACAACCCUGCGUUUUCAGCAAUGGCUAAUAUUCCAAGAAUGCCAGUGUCACAAAAGGAGGUCAGUCCUCUCAGCAGCCAUCCAACUACGGAAUGCAGCAACAGCAAGUCAAAGACCGAGUCGGGUGUUUCAAGAGUUAAAUCUUUUCUUCCUGUUCCUAGAAGUAAAGUGGCCCAGUGUUCCCAGAACACCAAAAGAAGCAGCAGCAGCAGUAAUACAAGGCAAAUAGAAAUAAACAACAACUCAAAAGAAGAGAAUUGGAACUUACACAAAAAUGAACUAACGGAGAAACCGAACAAAUAGGCCUACCUACAAUAUUCUCACGAUUAACUUCUGUAUAUUCCACACACAAACCAAGGAUGACAAGAUGUAAAUACCUUUAAUGAGUAAAAUGUUUUCACUGUAAUAUAAAGUGUGAGUGCAGGACCACUAUUCAACUUUUUGUAAAGACUGUAUUUAUAACCAACAUUUUAUUGCUUUUUUUUAAUUCCAUAGGAUUGAACUUCUACACCAAGAAGUUAUGCCAACUUUUCAAGUAGUUUUAUAAUAGAAAAAUUGUCAUAGUUUCAUUCAAGAUGUUCAGGGGUAUUGCAACAGAACUGUGUACUGUAUAUCUAUAUAUGUACAUAUGUAUGUAUAUUUAAGGAAGUCCAUGAAUCAUACUGCAGACUACAUGUUAGAAAGUGUGUACAACAUUGGCUCAGAUGACAUGUACCAUUUAAAUGAAGAUCAUAAUUUUAUGUUCACUUGAUGGGGAAUGACUAGAAUGGGGCAAUAACAAAUCAUUUCUAAAUAGUUAUUUUCCAUUAAAAGCCAUAUUAUGUAUUUUGCCUGUUAAAUUCUAGUUUGUUUUAAAUUUUUUAGUAGUUACAUUGCCAUUUGGUUGUACAUGUAUUUAUUAAUGCUUAUGAGUUUGCAUUAUGACUCCUAUAAAAUAUGAAAUUAUAAUGCAAUAAAAGUUAUCUUUCUUACAAAAGUUUUGUACCUAAGUGGUUAUAAAAAAUACCUGCAUAAAUGCUUCAUAAAUUGAGAGUUAACUCCCUCUUCAAUAUUAUUUCUAGUAGCACAACUGAUAAUAAAAUAAUGAAAAUAUUUUCUGGAAGUGUUUCUUCUAAAAUUACUGAUGAAAUUACUUAUGUAACUCACAGUUAAAAUGCUUUGACAACAAAUAAAAUAUUGAUUUAGUGAAAUGA